Messenger RNA from Colias croceus (clouded yellow), 3056 nucleotides. RefSeq names its product cytochrome P450 4C1-like. The record is from RefSeq and is a predicted model, not a curated record. Lineage: Eukaryota; Metazoa; Arthropoda; Insecta; Lepidoptera; Pieridae. The coding region runs from base 120 to 3002 and encodes 960 amino acids. Gene Ontology annotation, molecular function: oxidoreductase activity, acting on paired donors, with incorporation or reduction of molecular oxygen; monooxygenase activity; heme binding. The transcript is spliced from 18 exons.
GGUUGUUUAUUAUAGUAUUUUUAUUUAUAAUCUUACAUAGGCUCUCUAAAAAUAAGUUAUUUGAAAAGAUACCGGGGCCACCCGGUUUGUUUUUGUUGGAAAAUACUUUGGACUUUCUCAUGGACUCUGAGAGAACUUUUCGAUACUUUACCUUACUAUCUAAUAAAUACAAGAGACUAUUUAAGCUAAGAGUAGGCCCUAAGAAAAUAGUUAUUUUAUAUAACCCAGAGGACGUUGAAGCUCUCAUAUCUGGAAUGAAAUAUAAUGACAAAGGGUUUUUAUAUGGAUUUAUACAGCCAUGGCUGAAGGGAGGCUUGUUGCUCAGUAACGGAGAAAAAUGGCAUCAACGUAGAAAGAUUUUAACGCCAACGUUCCAUUUCAACAUCUUACGCAAUUUUAAUAUAAUUCUAAUGGAAAAUGCAGCGAAACUUUUGAUACAAAUCGAAGAAGAGACUGACAAGCCGAAGUCAGAUAUUAUGGAUAUAAUUACAGAUUUUACUUUAAAAUCUAUUUGUGAAACUGCCAUGGGAACCAAACUAGACCAAGAAAUUUCUGAAUUUGGUAAAAAAUACAAAAACGCCAUUCAUGAGUUAGGUAAAAUAGUAGUACACCGAGCACAACGUGUAUGGAUUUACCCGAGUUUAUUCUUUAAUUUGACUCAAGUUGGUAAGAGCCAGGAAAAAUUCUUGAAAAUGAUUAGCUCCUUCCGAGAUAAAGUAGUUAAACAGCGCAGAGAAAGCAGCAACUUCGAAAAAGACAUUCAUUUAGUAACAACUGAUGGGAACAAUGACGAAUAUGUUAUUUACGGGAAGAAAAGGUUGGCAAUGCUUGACUUGUUAUUGGAAGCGGAAAAGAAAGGAAUUAUCAAUGAAGCCGGGAUAAAUGAAGAGGUUGACACGUUUAUGUUUGAGGGACACGACACUACAGCGUCUGCACUUCAGUUUGCUUUUAUGAUUCUGGCGAACCAUCAACAUAUUCAGGAUAAAAUUGUUGAAGAAAUCAAUCAAGUAUUAGAUCCUGCGGUAGAAAUUCCUACAAUGAAUGAUCUGACACACAUGAAAUACUUGGAUUGUUGCAUAAAAGAGAGCUUAAGAAUGUACCCCCCAGUUUUCUUUAUAUCUAGGAGAAGCGAGCACCCCAUUAAAUUAAGUAAUUACGACUGCCCGCCUGGAACAGAAUUUACAAUAUUCAUCCGUGAAUUACAUCUGAAAGGUGAUCAAUUUGUGGAACCUUUAGUGUACAGACCCGAAAGGUUUAUGGAAGAACCGACCUGGCAUCAGUAUGGUUACAUACCGUUUAGUGCUGGACCCAGAAAUUGUAUAGGGCAAAAAUUCGCAAUGAUGGAGAUGAAAUUAGCACUAUCAACAGUGCUACGACGCUACAGGGUUUUGCCUGUAACAAAACCGCAGGAUAUAUCAUUUAUCACCGAUUUUAUUUUACGUCCAAAAGAUCCCAUCUAUGUCAAAUUUGAGAAAACAUUAACAAUGUUAUUCCUCUAUUUAGUGGUAUUUAUUCUUAUUUUAUAUUUUGUUGAUUAUAAACUAAAUCAUGAUGGGAUUGCUAAAAUUAUUAAAAUAAUACCCGGUCCCAAGGACACUUUUUUUGUGGGUAACGCAUCUGCUUUUGUAGAUAUAUCGCCAGUGAAGUUAUUCAAAUUGGGAAGGACGUGGGCAGCGCAGUUUAACGGAAUUUACAGAUUUUACGCUUUUAAAUUUGCCGCAGUCUCCAUUUAUAAUCCUGAUGAUGUUGAGAUUGUAACGUGUAGUAUGAAGCACCAUGAAAAGAGUAUUAUUUAUAAAUUUUUAAAGCCCUGGCUUAAAGAUGGUUUACUGGUAAGUAAAGGGGCGAAAUGGCAGGAACGCAGGAAAAUUUUAACCACAGCGUUUCAUUUUAACGUGCUACGUAAAUACUUUCCUAUUCUUGAACACAACAGUCAGAAACUCAUCGCAACUUUGGAAAAAACUGAAGGAAAGUCUAUAGACGCGGUUCCUCUGAUAUCAGAAUAUACCCUAGAAUCGAUUUGCGAAACCGCUAUGGGAGUUCAGCUUGAUAAAGACGAACCCGAGGUUGGCAGUAAAUACAAAAAUGCAGUUUAUGAUACUAUAAAAUUGUUAAUAAAACGCUUUGUAUCACUUCAUCUUUACUUCGAUUUUAUUUUUAAUUUAACUCCAGAUGGAUUUAAACAAAUGCGUUAUAUAUCGACAAUACACAACUUCACUAAAAAAGUCAUUAAUACACGAAAGGAAAACAAAAAGAAUAAAGAAAUCGAAGAAUGUAGUGAUAAUGAAGACACCGUAGACGUAUUUGCCUACAAGAAAAAGAAAAAGGCAGCAAUGUUGGAUUUGUUAAUUUCAGCAGAAAACGAGGGAUUGAUUGACGAUACUGGUAUACAAGAGGAAGUCGAUACAUUCAUGUUUGAAGGACAUGAUACAACUGCAGCUGGUUUGACUUUCUGUUUAUUGGCACUGGCUCAUAAUCCUGAAAUACAAGAUAGCGUCGUAGCGGAACUAAAAGGCAUAUUUAAUGACAGUAGUCGAGCUGCGACCCCAGACGACAUGGCUAUGAUGACUUAUCUUGAAAUGUGCAUAAAGGAAGCAUUACGAUUGUUCCCCCCUGUCCCCUUCAUCAGUCGCAAAUUGACUGAAACAGUGAAAUUAAGCAAUUACACCGUCCCAAAAGGAACAAUGUGCCACAUACAUAUUUACGAUCUUCAUCGCCAUGAAAGCCUAUACAAAGAUGCUUUGAAAUUCGAUCCUGAUAGAUUUUUACACGAAAAUUGCGUCAGUCGACACAACUACGCAUACAUCCCGUUUAGUGCUGGUCCAAGAAAUUGUAUCGGUCAAAAGUUUGCAAUGAUGGAAAUGAAAUCUGCGCUAUCUGCCAUACUAAGGAACUUCAGAGUUGAACCAGUAACUACGAUCGAGGAUCUAGAGUUUUCCGCUGACUUAGUGUUAAGAAAUUCCAAACCUGUAUACAUGAGGUUCAUCAAGAUCAAAUCGUAAUUUAAGAAUUUAUUGGAAGACAAGAAUUACAAAUAAUAAAUUAAAUACAUACUA